GAGUCGGGAUCGGCGGGGCGCGACCUGCGCACGGACCGGGCCGAGCCGAGCCGAGCCGAGCUGAGCCGAGCUGAGCCGAGCCUGGACAAGCCGAGCCGAGCCGAACCCAGCCGAGCCGGGCUGGGCCGGGCCGAACCAAACCAAACCGAGCCGAGCCGCACGGAGCCGAGCUGAGCCGAACCCAGCCGAACCAUCCCUGCCGAACCGAGAACAGCUCCAAGCAGCCGAAUCCAUCCCUACAGCAGCGCACCGAGCCCGUCCCUGCGGCACCGAGCCGAUCCCUAAGGCACCGAACCGGACCCACCCGUACCGCGCCGAGGCCGUUCCUUCCGCGCCCAGCCCAUCUGUUCGGUACCGCACCGAGCCGUGCCCUGCGGCACCGCACCGCACCCUCCGGUACCGCACCCUCCGGUACCGCACCCUCCGGUACCGCACCGCUCUCCGCGCCCGCUGCCCGCAGCCCCGCGCCCGGCGGGACCAUGAUGUCGUGUGCCGAGCUGCUGGCCGUGUGCCUGCUCUCAGCAGAUCGCGGCCCCAAGCCCCACCGCCAGCCGCUGCCCAUCUUCCACGACAUUUUCCGGCGAGCGGACAAGAACGAUGAUGGGAAGCUGUCAUUUGAGGAGUUCAAGAACUACUUCGCUGAUGGCAUCCUGAGCUCGGAGGAGCUGUGGGAGUUGUUCAGUGGCAUUGACAGGCGUCACUCAGAUAACGUGGACACGGAGAAGUUGUGUGAUUAUUUCUCGGCGUACCUUGGGGAAUACAGGAAUGUUCUCUCCGCCCUGGAAACCCUCAACGCUGCGGUGCUGGCAGCCAUGGACAAAACCAAGCUGGCCAGCAGGAGGAAACCAAACCAUUAGGGGUUCCCUUGUCUCCAUCCUUCCUCACUGGGCUGCUAGGAACACGCUGAAGAAAAUAUGCCUUGUCAAGAAGAGAGGGUUUUCCCUCCACAUUCUGUCAUUCCCACUUAUUUGUAAAAUAUAACUUGAUAGCUGUGCU
Messenger RNA from Taeniopygia guttata (zebra finch), 996 nucleotides. It is a transcript of the gene NECAB3, whose product is annotated as N-terminal EF-hand calcium binding protein 3. Gene Ontology annotation, molecular function: calcium ion binding. The record is from RefSeq and is marked validated. Gene Ontology annotation, cellular component: endoplasmic reticulum; cytoplasm; Golgi cis cisterna. Lineage: Eukaryota; Metazoa; Chordata; Aves; Passeriformes; Estrildidae. Gene Ontology annotation, biological process: regulation of amyloid precursor protein biosynthetic process.